Molecule: messenger RNA, 4046 nt
Organism: Populus trichocarpa (black cottonwood)
Lineage: Eukaryota; Viridiplantae; Streptophyta; Magnoliopsida; Malpighiales; Salicaceae
Exons: 5
Coding region: 528-3515 (995 amino acids)
Cellular component (GO): cytoplasm
Source: RefSeq, a predicted model, not a curated record
ACUUGACAAACGUCGAUUAGGUUUCAAACAUCGGUCAAUCAAAUUCUUGCAUAAACUAAAACACUCGCAAUCCCGAAAUGGCGAGGGAUAGUUGUCUGGCUCGUAUAACUGCCGGCGUUGCUGUUGGAGGUGCUAUUGGUGGCGCCGUGGGAGAUGUGCAGAUGGGGUUUAUUUAUAAGAAGGUGCUGUUUAUGGAACAUAUGAGGCAGUAAGGUAUAAGCUAUAGUAUUGGGGGCUAAUUUCGAGGUUUUGCCGUGCCCUGAAGUCUUCCCGGUCAAAACUUAAGAGGAGAGUAGGCUGGUUUCCAAACGUCAAGUCGUCUUUCUCCCUCGAAGCCGCCAAACUGCGGUCUCCUUCAACACCAUCACUGCUUUAGUUUCUCUCUGUAACUUUCAAAUUCAAACAUCACAACAGAGGGAAACCUUGUAGAAACCCCUCUCCACCACCAACAGGUAAACCCCAUAAACAUCUCUUGCUCAAAAUUUGAUUUCUCUGUUGUUUAAUGUUACUGAACUAGAGAGCUAGUUAUGGCAUCAAAGCUGCUUAAACUCACUGCCUAUGAGGCCAAAAACGAGCUUGAACUCUCUCUAAAGCAAGCCUUCGAGGAGCUUGAACCAAAACUAAGACCCCCAUUUCCAUUAACAAUACCAAGCCCUCAAGAAUAUUCCAGACUCAAUCUUGCUAUUCUUUAUGGGGUUUUAACCGAACCCCAUUUAGCUAAAACGCAUAUAAAGCAUCUUCAUGCUAUUGUCACUGAUGGGUAUGCUUUGUUUGUUAGUUUGAUUGUGAAAAUUGUUAAUGAUUUGUAUGGCAAGUUAGUUGAUUCGGUGAAGGAUCAAUUGGUUUGGGUUGUUAAAGAAAUGGUUGAUGUUUUAGGAGUGGGAUUUGAUGGUUUCUUAGUGUGUUUGUUGAGGCAGAUUGUUGGUGGGGAUUUUAGUGAUGGGAAUUUGUGGUUGUGCUUUGAGUUGGUCUCCCUUUUUUCAAGCAAAUGGGAUUGUUUAGUAGAAGAUGCGCCAUUUGUUUUAACUAGUGCUUUGUAUGUGUAUCUACGGGUAUUAGCUGAUCAUUGUAAGGUAUCGACUGAUGCUAAGAUGGAAUCGUUGAAAAGAUUAGAGAUUGAGUUUUGUGUCAAGAUGUUGAGGGAGCAAUUUAAUUUGUGCAUGAAGAUUGGGAGGGACCUUAUUAGAUUGCUUCGAGAUUUGGUUCAUGUCCCUGAGUUUCGAGCUAUCUGGAAUGAUUUGGUGUUGAACCCAAGUGAAUUUAGGACAGAAGGAUUUUCAGAUAUUUCACAGUUGUACUGCUCUAGGACUUCUAGUCGGUAUUUUUUGCUUCGAAUUACUCCAGAGAUGGAAACCCAAUUGAGGUUUCUACUCAUGCAUGUGAAGUUUGGGAAUCAGAAGCGAUACCAAGUGUGGUUUGCCAAGAAGUUUCUUUUUGGACAAGAGAGAGAGACACUUGUAGUUGACAUUAUUCGCUUCAUAUGUUGUGCACACCACCCAUCAAAUGAAAUUAUUCAGUCAGACAUUGUACCAAGAUGGGCUGUUAUAGGUUGGCUUCUAAAAUCUUGUAGAGAAAAAUAUGUUGAAGCUAAUAUGAAGCUGGCCUUAUUUUAUGACUGGCUUUUUUUUGAUGAAAAAAUUGACAACAUAAUGAACAUUGAGCCUGCAAUGCUAUUAAUGGUAUGCUCAAUACCAAAAUAUAUAGAUAUAACUCACUCUCUUCUUGAAUUUUUAUUGUUUAUUGCUGAAAACUAUGAAGAGGACCGUAAUUAUGUCAUUAGAAGGGGUUUGUCAUCAGCUAUGAGGAUGCUUGUUCAAAAAGGAGUGGUUCGGUCAAUGGAUAUUCUGACUUCAUGUGAUGCACUUUCUCCUUUUCUAAGAGAGGGACUUAGGAAGUUAAUAUUGCGUUUGAAUAUUGAACGUAAUGAGUUGCAACCAGCCCAUCUUCCUCCUCAUUCUGUGUCACGUUCGAGUUUGCAAAAUGUUUCUCAUCUUGCAAUAACAACACCAGCUCCGGAACAACAAUCUGCAAAGAUUGUGGAAGUAAGGCUUAGCAAAGAACCUGCUGGUUCUUCUAUUCCCAUUUCAGGUGACCUGUUUACUACUUCUUGCCCAUCAAAUGUUACCAUUGAAAGUCAAUUUGAUGCUAUUGAGAGCCUAGCACAAAAUCUGGCAGAAGCUAUGAAGAAGUCAAAUAGAAUGGGGCUUCAGAUUUUGGAGGAAAUACUUCUCUCAUUUGUGAAUCUUGAUGGCCAAGCAUCAACAUGUGGUUCAACUUUCCCUGAAACUUUAUCUUCAAGAAUUGCAGAUCAAUUUGAAUCCGUUGGCAAUCGAUUAUUUGCUCCUUUUGAUGUCAGCAUUAGUGUUCCUUCUUCUGACAGUGGAAUUCAUUCGCCCACAAUCUUAAUUGCACGCUCCUUCAUACUUUCUCAGCAUGAACGGUUGCAAGAAAUGCUUCUAUUCUGGUCAAGGAAUGGUUUUCAUGUAGGAGCUCACUUACUAUCUUAUGCAACAAGGCUAGCUUAUGAGGCAUGUAUAUCAGAUUCUUCAGGAAAUGCAAUCAUCAACAAUAAUUUUUCUAAGAUAAGUGACUCAGGGAUGUCAUUAUUACUCUUUCAUGUUGAUGGGUAUUUUUCUAUUCUGAAUGGAAGGAAACAAGAUUUUCUCGAAGGCAGUGUUUCUACUUCUAAGAUGGAUAAGGAAUUAGUUAAUAUGUUGGUAAAAAAUGCUUUUGCUGCAUACAAAUGUUUCCUCGAACGUUCAAGAACCAUCCUGCAUAAAGAAGAUGAUUUAGCUCUGUCAAAGCUAUUCAUUCUAGACAUAACCUCUUGUUUUCUUUGUGAAAGAAAAAAGACAAAGUUCUUCUACAGCAUCUUCUGUCAUCUUGCCGACUUAUGUGCUGGCAACAUUGAUAUCAUCAGGUUCCUUGUGAGUCAGUUGGAUCAUGCUGAUCUUCUUGAAAUGCAGUUUGAAAUUGGGCUGAAGAGAUUCUUCGUGUUCGGGGAGAGCACUGAAGAUAUUUUUCACUUAAUGAAGAACUCUCUCAGUUGGGAUCCUUCAGAGCAGCACAAGCUUUGGGGCUUGAUCAGAUCAGAGCUUGCUGUUUCUAAGGUUCAGCUGGAGAAGAUCAUUUUGAAAAUUUUCUGCUCUAAUGAGCUGGAUGCAAAUACAAGUGCCAUUGCUGUGGGAGGCCUUCUUACAUUGUGCAUUUGCCGUGCUCCCACACCUGAGCUUGUUGGGGCAAUCAUGUUACUGCCUGAUGAUGUAUUCCAGGACUUUGCUGCUACAGUUUUGGCAUCAUGGGUUGUCUCUAAUGCCUCAAAGCUAUUUGACAGCUUGACUAAAUUUUCAGAGAAAUUUGACAAUGAGAAUGGAAAUGUUGCUGGUUCAGUUGGGAUUGUGAUAAACCAUUCUGCAAUUCUCUGGUUGUUGAAUUAUUUUAAAUCACAGGGGAUGAAUGGCUCCAAUUUUUUAAGCACCUUUUCUGCAAGUAUUUCUUGUGAAAAACCAGCAUAGACAUUGUGACUGAAUUGGGUUAUUAGUGAUGGUUCUGCAUUCAAAUGAUGGCUGAGAUAGUACAUGUUGAUGCAGUUUAGCCUGGUUUCAUUCAUGCAGCUGAGAACCCUGAGUUUUCAGAUGCAAUGGAUGCGAAGGGAAUUGUAUUACUUGUCCCCCAGCUCAUGAAUAGCAGCACUCUGGGAUAAGAUUGGAUCAUCCUUCCUGGCUCAAGCAGCAGAUGUUCCUACGUGAGUCUCAUUGUAUUAUCUCUCUCUGAUGUGCUAUAAUUUUAUUUUGUUUUGUUUUCAGCAUCCUUCCAUGUCAAAGAUAUUUAAAUUCUAUCUUUCAGGUGACAUAUAUAGGAAAGCAUGUGUACAUACUACAUAUAAAACAGGAAACUAUUGCUAGUUGUAACUUGUUGAGUACCCUGCAAUCGUCAAGGCAUCUUGGUUGGUGGUGGUAAUGGCCUAAUAAAGGUGUGCUUCAUUCAUGACCAUACUGCAAUAUCUGAUUUAUGAUUCAGUAAUAGAAUAUCGUAUGCUAAAUCUC